Messenger RNA from Epithele typhae, 813 nucleotides. RefSeq lists its product as uncharacterized. Lineage: Eukaryota; Fungi; Basidiomycota; Agaricomycetes; Polyporales; Epitheliaceae. The record is from RefSeq and is a predicted model, not a curated record. The transcript is spliced from 6 exons. The coding region runs from base 1 to 813 and encodes 270 amino acids.
AUGUCCCCCAAGCGCACCGCAACCGGUACCGUCCUCGACCCCGAUGCCCCAAUUGGCGGCGACCGGCUGUCCGUGAGGGAUCAAUUCGACACUUCCAAAGACCUGCGGCAAAUGCUCACAUAUGUUUCUGGAGACGCCACGAACGCUAAUCCUUUCGAGAAGGGUGGUGUGAUCUUCCGGGUCGGUGACCUUGUCGUCGUACAAAACUUCCGGGACGAUGGACCCGGUGCCGGGGAUAAGCAAAUGCCCGGUGCCUGGUUGGGAAUAUUACUCGACUAUAGUUUUGGCGGCAACCCGUGCAAUGACGGGAUCGUUCAUGGAGGUGUUGGUGGGCGUGUCGAUGCCUUCGCUGUGGCGUGGUGCUACAGCAAGUUCGACGUCGAGCAGCUCCUCGAUGCUAAGAUCCCGCAGCACGAGAUCGUGGAGCCUACGCUCGGCGAUGCUCACGGCAGGCUGUACAAAACGUUCCUGAGCGAUGAGGUCCCAGGGAACGUGCGGUUUAUCUGUACGGAGGUUGAAUGGAUCAAGGCGAAAUAUCUCCAAGGCGUGGCUUCGCCGGAGGACAUUGGCAAUGGUAUGAAUAGCGCGCGUACUGUCACUGUGCCGUUCAAGGGACCUUGGCUGGACGUGACAGCAACGGUAGAGGGGGCUGAAGAGGUCCACCACGUCGUCGUGAAGGUGCACGCCGACAUCAAUCUUCCGAUGGGCUUCGUGAAGGAGGAGGGCGCCGAGGGCGCGGUGAAGGAAGAGGAGACUGAGGGCGACGUGAAGGAAGAGGAGACCGAGGGCAACGUGAAGGAAGAAGACGACUGA